GCCGGGCACCGCCGCGGGGACGGGAGGAGCUGCCGCCGCCGCUGCGCUCCCCGGCCCGGCGCUGGGGGAGCGGGCGGUGCCCGCGGAGCUGGGCCAUGAGGUUUCCUUUGCCUGAUCUGUAAACAUGUCCACAGACCUGCUAUGGUGUGAGGAUUGCGGUAAAAGCCUUAUAGGAGAAUGCAAACUCCACGGACCACUCAUCAGGGCUAAAGACAGGGUUAUUCCCAGCCGAGCCCGUCUCACCCUACCUCAUUACCUCACUUUGCGAGUGUUGGAGCUACGAGCUGGAAACCAGCAGAUCCUUGGAGUAUUUGCAAAGAAAGUAAUACAGAAGAGAACACAGUUUGGUCCUUAUGUUGGUCAACUGUCUACAAAACUGACCUGCUAUGAUGAGAGCAGGCUAGUCCUGCAGGUGUUGAAAGAUGGAGGGAAGUACUUUCUGGACACUCCCAAUGAAGACUGUGGAAACUGGAUGAUGUUUGUCCGGCUAGCCCGGAACCAAGAAGAACAGACCCUUGUGGCUUAUCAGCACUGUGGAGAAGUCUACUUCACAACUGUUAAGCCAAUUGAACCCCACACGGAAUUGAAAGUAUGGUAUGCUGCCGAUUAUGCCAAAUUUAUGGAAGCUUCUGCAGUCUUCAUUAAAGAAGAAUCUGAUGUCUGUCCUUUGCCUCCAGUAGCAAAAGAGCCCGCAGACCCUUGGAUAUGCUCCAGCUGUGGAGGCACUUUCCCAACUUUUGCUUUGCUGGAAUCUCACCAGUGCAUCCAUAAAGACCGAGUCCUUACUACCAGGAUCAGACCACCAAAUAAACUGGGACCCAUAAAAGCAAAAAGCAAACUCAAAGGGAAACUGAGAGGAGCUGCAUUAGGCAAAAGCAUUGCUCAGUGCUUUGGGACCAUUUCCUGUUCCUCUGCUGCAAAGCUUAGCUGUGCCAGCUCAGGAAGCCCUUGUGAUGCCCUUGUGAGGCUUAUACCUAAAUGGAGAAACGGCCGGUCUUCACUGUUGAAGGGAAGAGAAGUGAAGCAGCCAGACAGUUACCCUUGCCGACUCUGUGGGAAGAUAUUCGAUUCCAUUAACAAGCUCAGAGUCCACACUUACGUGCACAAAGCGGAGCGCCCCUACAAGUGUUCACAGCACGGAUGCACAAAAGCCUUCAUUUCCAGAUAUAAACUGCUCAGGCACUCAGCCAUUCAUUCUCCGCAGAAAUCUCACCAGUGUGGCUACUGUGAAAAGACCUUUCACAGGAAAGACCAUCUAAAGAAUCACCUUCAGACUCAUGACCCUAACAAGAUGGCCUUCAAGUGUGAAGAGUGUGGCAAGAAGUACAACACCAAGCUAGGCUACAAGAGACACUUGGCUCUUCAUGCAGCCACCAGUGGGGACCUUACUUGUAGGGUAUGUGCCCAGGAGUUUGGUGGUACUGAAGUUUUGUUGGAACACCUCAAAAGCCAUGCAGGGAGACCAACUGGGAAUACAAAAGAAAAGAAACAUAAGUGUGACCAUUGUGAGCGUCACUUCUACACCCGUAAAGAUGUGCGGCGUCACAUGGUAGUUCAUACAGGCUGCAAAGACUUUCUGUGCCAGUUUUGUGCCCAGAGGUUUGGGCGGAAAGACCACUUGACUCGCCAUACUAGGAAGACCCAUCCACAAGAACUGCUGAAGAGCAGGCUGCAGAAUGGUGACUCGGUGGGUCUCCUUGAUCAGCUUUUUCCACUAAGACUGAAACAAGAUGCCAGCAUACUGUCCUCUUUUCCUGAAAGUGUCUCUGUGCAGAAUGGGAUUUUGAAUAGUUCAGAAUCAGGGGAAUACACUCUUCAUUCCCAGCCAAGCUUACCAACUGCCCUUCCUCUUGAAUCUUCUCCUGAUUUGCAAAGGAUGGGCUGUGCAGACAGCCUUCCAGCUGUCCAUACCACACCAUGCUCAACAGCCGUUCCUACCAACCUGAACCUGCAUCAGCCUAAUAAAUACGACCCUAGUUCUACCUCAUUUGCAGCAGGACCCCUCAAAAAUCUACCAAUAAAAGUGGAUGUUAAAGGUUAUAAUGUGCAUCUUCUUGAGGACCUGCCAUUAACAGAACCUCAAUCUCUCCACAAAAUCAGUCUGGAAGAAGCUUCCUCAGGGCCUGUAGGGGAUACUAACAAGUACCCAGUGCACAAGGAGACAGAGGCAGCAGCUGAAACUACGAGCCUGCCUUUCAUGGAUCUCACUCAUGUGAUGAGUUUCUGGCAGCUCCCACCAGCUGACAACCAGAACACCACUGGGGACAUCACAAUGGCAUUUGGUCCAGAGGAACCAUUACACAGGCUGAAUGGUCUUGGCCAACAGCAAGGUCUUCAGCUAGCAACUGGCGGGAUGGCCAUAAACCAGCUGCAUAAUCUUCCUCGCUCCUUUCCAUCCACUACAAAUUCUGUCACGUUGCCUCAUUUUCAUCAUGCCUUCAAAUAACUAUCACCAUGGUUUGAGGGGUUUUUUUCCUUCUUUUUUUUUAAGACUGCGCUUCUUACUUAAAUCUGUUAGGAUGGGGUGGUUACGGUUUUGUUUUGUUUUUAAGAAAAACUGCCCCAAAAUGUUUUCAAACCAUGUUAUGAACAUGGCUGGUAGUCAAAUUCAGGAUGUUAAUAAACAAGAAGCUCUAUUUUUCAUACGACUAUUAGUUUUUUAGCAUAUUAUGACAGUAGUAGAACUAACCUAUUUCCUUCAACACCCUCUAUAUUUUUGUUUCUUACCUUUCACACAAACAGCUGAAUAAGUAUCUUCAGUGAUAGCAAAGCAUUGUAACAGGCACAAUAAACCUAUGGCUGCUGCAGUAGGAUAAAUAGGGUUAGGGUGAAUGGGAAGAAGGGGGAAAUCACAGAAAAAUUAUUUUAAUGAGCUGUAAAUCACAGCGUAUUUAUACACAUGGCAAACGGAACAAUCGAUUUAUCAACAUCCCAUAGAUUUCUGUUAAGCAUUUAAUUACUGAACUUGAUGAAUCUUUAGUUCAAAUCAGAAUCAUCCCAAGAGUAAAUCUUACCUCCUUGUUCCACUUUUUUUAAAUGAAGAAGAUCACUUUUGUGAUUAUGCUUGACUAGACUUUGUUUUCUGAAGCACACUUCAGCUGUGUGCAUCAUCUCCUGCAUUUUUUUCCCUAGGGCUGGAAAUAACUACCACUUCUGUAUGACUGGGUAAGAACUAACGUCUUGUAUACGUGCAGUUGUCAGAAUGGGAAGAUAAUUUUCUCAAAGGUUAGAGCAAAACAUAAAUUUCCACAGGAGCAGAAUCUGGCAAGAUAUCAGACACUGUGCUCUCUCUCUCUUUUGUAAAUCACUUAAGCAUUUGCUUAAAUUGAAGCAUCUGUUAUCCCAUUGGGUCAAGAGUUUGAUUUAACACUCAAUAAAAAAAUAACGCUUCCUACCUAAGGGGCCUGCAUUCACCUUUUGUUGAUAAAAAUGGCCUUUCUUUAGUCUGGGAAAUGAUUAUUAAUCAUAGCCAUCUGAAAUGUGGAUUCCUUCAUGGAAAGCCAACCCUGGCCUAGGGCAGCCUGCACCCAAGCAGGAUCUCUGUGGGGCCAGGGACAGAUCCACGCAGAAAGAUUGUGGUAGUGAGCUGACACCAGCCCCUGUUUGAAACCGGGUUAUGAACCUGCCUCACAAGUAUCGCCUGAAAUUAGUAGGCGUGAUAAUAGUUGAGGCCAGUUUAAUCACAGGGAGUUUGCUCAGUAGCAGUGGGACAGCUGGAGUUGGGCUUCCAGCCUUUGUUUCUUCCAUACGACAGGGACUUUGUUUUCUGGGGUGAAUUGUCCGUGUACAGUUCCAGUUGACUCUGUGUGGGUGUGACAGUCCUAUCACCUGAUGCGUGAACUAGUAAAAGCUGCAAAAGUCAUACCUGCCAGUAGAUGACAUUAAAAACAAACAACAACAACAAAGUCCCACAAACCAACCAAACUCUUCUCAGUGAACUUUCUUGCCAAACCCAUUAUUAUAAAAAAAUAUAAAAAUAAUCCUGGUUUUAGUGGAUAAUGCAGUUACUAAAUGGAUUCUGUUGCAGCCAAAACAGACAGAAUUUCUGAAUCAGAGUAAAUUCUCAAACCCCAACAGCUACUCUUCCAUUAAAUCAAGAAAGAGUUAAUAGUACCUAAUGAUCAUUACAAAUACAGCGUGAAGCAAGUGUGUUCUUUUCUCCCCCCAUUAAUCACAGGAAUAUUUCCAGACAGCUUCAAAUAAAAAAUGCUUUUUAAAUGAUUGCUGUUAAUGAACUACAGUGACAUUGUACAUGAACUACGAUGAUCUGAAUAUUCUUACAGUUUUAUCAAUUCUUGGAUUAAGGAAAUGUUGUAUUACUGCAGUUCAUGCGAGAGUGUGUUCUUCAGAGACACUGCUGAGGGGUAUUUUUUGUUAUGAAAAUUUUUGGCAUAAGGCAAACCAGAAGGAAUUUUAAAAUCAUUCUUGUAAUAACAGCAGGAGGAAGAGCAGGUGCUGCACAGUCAUGCCCAGUUAGCAGUGAUUUAAAUUAGAAGUUCCAGAAUAGGGGGAAAAUGGUUGCAAACAAUGUUAAAUGCACAUUCUACAGCUAGGCUUACAUUGUCAUCAGGAGUUGGAAAGUUGUGUGUAUAUUCCCUUAAUGCAUUGUUUUCCUUGUUCAUGUAAAUUGAAUUCACUUGGCUUCAUCCAAGCUCAUGUACUUGUAAAAAAACCAGAUAACAAAUACAACAAAAAACCCCACAAGUUCUGUAGCACUGCUUGAUCAUAUACUAUUAAUAGACAUUUGUCAUUUUGGUUUGUGCUUCUGUAAGAGGUGUAACUAAUUACAGAAAUACUUGUCUUUGAAUUAAAAUGUGAUGUUAAGAAGAAAAUGUCAUGCAAACACUGAGCUGUAGCCGGGUGCCUGAGCUCUGAGCUGCUAAGGGAGGUACUGCUGCCUCAUGAUGUGUUGGUGAGAGAUGCUUAUCAUAUGUAACUACAGGUUAAAAACCAAGUCUCAUUCAAGUAAAAAGAAAAUAACCUCUUUGAUAUUAAAAUGCUUAGGAAGCACUCGAUGGUGUCUACACAGAUGCAAACCUUAAAUGUGUAAUAGUGCUGCUUUAUCCCUUCAGUCCAUUCAAAUUUCUUUUUCCAAUUCUUGAUAUUAUAAAUGCAGAGGAAGCUGAUGAUGUCUCAUCACAAAGGAAGUUAUUUCAAAAGGUUAGGUUUGCAUAAAAAUGGUUUUGUUUCAAAAUUCUCAAAACUCAGAAGAUCCUACUUCAAAGUAGGGCUGGACUUUCUUAUAGGUUUUAUUAGGGGGACUUCUGUGAGCAUUUUUGGGAGGCCAGCAGUAGCUGAGGCUCAAGAAUGCUUUUUUUCCUGGGCAAACAAAUACUUUGGGCUCAAUAGACCUUCCUGUUGUGCGCCUGAAUAUCUCACUGGUGAAAGAGCAAUAGUUUGCUUUUUUGCAAUAGUUUGUUUGGGUUUUUUUUGCAUAGGCAUAGUGGUGCUAAAGAAGAGGUGAGGAGACAGCAGCAAGCCUGUACCAGCUCUCCCUGGACUCACCUGAGGUGUCCCAAGAGGAUGGGGCUGCAGCAGGCAGGCAGGCAGGCAUGGCUUCAGGCAGUGACAGUGGAGAAGGUAGCAGGAGCUGCAAGACAUCUGUCUGGUGGCACUGCCUUUGGCUCACACAGGGCUGUGACAGCACCAGUGUGGGGAGAGGCAGCCAGGGACAUGGUAGAGGAAGAAGGCAGUGCAGCCAGUGGCCUGUCCUUUCUCCUCCUUGGCACAUUCCUCCUCCAAAUGGGAGGGGAAGAUGGAAGGGCAGAGGGCUGGCGCGGGGAAUGAACCAUAGAUUAGCAGCUGAGAGGCAGAACAGAAAGAUCUGACUCACACCCUCACGGAGAUAAAAAUACUCUUGUACCUGAACUCUGCUUGAAAAAUCUGUAGAAGUGGAGCAACAGGUGGUGGUUAACAACGGAAUUACUAUAAUCAAAUCAUACCAUAAAAUAGCAAAACUUAAUAAACAUUUGGUCUCAUGCAAAAAAAAAAAAUCUACUCAUUUUGUAUUAAAAAAAAAAAAGCCAUGUAAACCUGCUGAAAUAAGGAGUUAAAAUUAUACGACAUAAAACAAAAGACUCUGCAGCCUCUAUGUAAACACAAGUAUUGCUAGUGUUCAGUUCCCAUCCCCUAUCAAAAACUAUGUUCAGUUCUUUUUCCUUCAGUUUUAUUUUCCAACUGUUGCUGUUGGGACUCCCUUUUCUUAACCAGUGAGUCGCUGUUAGUUCCAGAGUUUUUCCACAGCCUGUCAGAAAUAGGAGGGUGUGUUCUAUGUAUUAAUGAUUGAUUCAUUUUCUCCUAACAGACUUUUUAAGUACCGUCCUUCAACGCAGCAUUCCCGCCACUGUCAGAUACUGGAAAAUGAGCUGUCAAAUCAGACACUAAUUCACACAGACAGAAAAUAAUGGGAGAACAACAACUACUACAGUAAAACUUGGUUUAACUUUUCAGGAUUCAUUUAGUUGGUUGUAAAAGAAAGCAAUUAUGAUAAUAUUGCACAGGAUAGUUCGGGGGUUUUUCCUCUUCUUCCUGUAUUGAAUAAAAGGCUAAGCACUGCUUUAAUAUAUUUGGCCUAAUUUCGUGCCUGCUGUUUCUAAGAAGUCUAGCUGUAGGAGUUAAACUUACUUCAGUGUCAUCCUUCCUGUAUUUAUCUGAUCACUAUUAGCUAUAGCCUGAGUAGAGUUUAAUUAAACUCUGUAAAGUCUGGUAUUAUUUAUUAUUGCUGUGUCUGACUACUUUUCAUCUUCAUUUACUUCAUAAACAUUUAAUAGGCAAGAAAAUUCCUUAUGGAUUUUAAUUGAAAGCCUUAUUGGAAAUUGUUGGGCUAAAAAAACCCCCAACCUGUUGUAACAUUGAGAGUUUAUGCAAGGUGAUCCAAGGCUGGUAAUGGAUCAGGUGGCCAAAAAACAAGGCGGCAUCUGCCUCCACAACAUUUCUAUCUAUCUUAUCAAUGAAUUUCUGAAAGCAAUUGACGUUUUUAAUGCAAAAAUGAGAUUUGGUUUUAGUCUGAACUUGAAGUGCUUUGAAGCUGAUGGACAGCAUACAUGGCCAUUUAUCACUUACCAAUCACUAUCAUUUAUUGUUUACUGGAAGAUUCUAUUAAAUACAUACAUGAAAUUAAAAA
This is a messenger RNA of Strigops habroptila (Kakapo), 7123 nucleotides long. RefSeq names its product PLAG1 like zinc finger 1 (gene PLAGL1). The record is from RefSeq and is a predicted model, not a curated record. The coding region runs from base 125 to 2446 and encodes 773 amino acids. Gene Ontology annotation, cellular component: nucleus. Lineage: Eukaryota; Metazoa; Chordata; Aves; Psittaciformes; Psittacidae. Gene Ontology annotation, molecular function: protein binding. The transcript is spliced from 8 exons.